AUGCUCCGUGCAUUAUGGCUAAUGGUCAUGCUCGUCCUUUUUGGCAUGGUCUAUCUCACGGCAAUAUAUUUCAUGGAGCCAACAAACGGCUUCUACAUGGCCCACGAUCUUGAACAGAAGGCGAUAAGUCGCUGUUCGCAACCAUAUCCAUCGAAAUACCUUGUCACCCUCGCACUUAAUUCAGAACUUUCUGAGCAUUUGGAAGACUUGUGGCAAGCAAUUGGUACCAAUCAUUCACUUGUGGCCCUACUACGUACGUGGAACAUUGGCAGGUUCAAUGGGUACAGCAUCGAGUUUCCGGACAAGAAUCACUGUGUGAGAUUCUGGACAGCAUAUGAUGCAGGAUAUUUUGGAGAGGCAGUGGCCCAUGUAGAAAUGGACACCACCCAGAAAGUCGAUAUUCAACAGAUGCAAGUUAAUCCUCCUUGGGGACUCGACCGCAUCGAUCAAAGAGCUUACCCUCUCGAUGGACGUUACCAAUCCUAUCCAGAUUCGGGUGGAGAAGGUGUUGACAUUUAUAUCGUCGAUACAGGCAUCAAUAUCAAACAUAAGGACUUUGAAGGUCGUGCGGUUUGGGGAACUACGACCAGAUCUGAUAAUGCGCCCGACUUUGAUGACAACGGGCAUGGCAGCCACGUUGCCGGCAUCGCAGGCAGUAAAACUUAUGGUGUUGCAAAAAAAGCAAGGUUAAUUGCUGUCAAGGCACUGGAUGCUGACGGCCAUGGUCCUUACAGCGAGCUAAUUGAGGGGCUGCAGUGGGUGGCUAGGAAUGCCCCUCCAACUGGGAAUAAAUCCAUUGUUAACAGUCUCUCCAUUCAGGGAGAAGUGUCUCAAGCUCUCAAUGGUGCAGUAACAGGCCUUCUCGAUCUCGGUAUUCAUGUUGUCAGCGCUUCGGGCAACAGAGGUCAAGAUGCUUGUGGCUUUUCUCCUGCAGAGAUCACUACCAACACAUCGGCCAUCUCCGUUGGAGCCGUUGACGACUCGGACACCGAACCUGCUUUCAGCAACUACGGCGAUUGCGUCAGUAUUAUGGGACCCGGCGUCCGCAUUCUGAGUGUCGACGCGGAUUCGAACGACGGAACGAGAGUUAUGUCAGGCACUAGCAUGGCCGCGCCGCAUGUGUCGGGAGUACUUGCCAUUCUACUCGCUGGAGCCACCGACGGGAAUGGAAUUCCAACUGACCCUGCUGGGCUGAAGACGUACGUACUCUCGCAUGUGACAAAGGAUGUAACAGCCUCGGAUGGGACCGCGAAAGUGAAUAGCGGUGUCGUGUACAUUGGGCCGACGUAAGCCCUUAAAAUAUCAGUAUUAGGCAUGUCAAUUGGUAUAUACAUUUCCCACAACAAGAUGGCAAGGUUCACAAGG
This is a messenger RNA of Spizellomyces punctatus DAOM BR117, 1365 nucleotides long. RefSeq lists its product as uncharacterized. The record is from RefSeq and is a predicted model, not a curated record. The transcript is spliced from 7 exons. The coding region runs from base 1 to 1290 and encodes 429 amino acids. Gene Ontology annotation, molecular function: serine-type endopeptidase activity. NCBI's taxonomy places the organism in Eukaryota, Fungi, Chytridiomycota, Chytridiomycetes, Spizellomycetales, Spizellomycetaceae. Gene Ontology annotation, biological process: proteolysis.